Molecule: messenger RNA, 3546 nt
Organism: Sitophilus oryzae (rice weevil)
Lineage: Eukaryota; Metazoa; Arthropoda; Insecta; Coleoptera; Curculionidae
Gene: Spt5
Product: transcription elongation factor SPT5
Exons: 20
Coding region: 121-3357 (1078 amino acids)
Biological process (GO): transcription elongation-coupled chromatin remodeling; regulation of transcription by RNA polymerase II; regulation of DNA-templated transcription elongation
Cellular component (GO): DSIF complex
Molecular function (GO): protein binding; mRNA binding
Source: RefSeq, a predicted model, not a curated record
UAAGAUGACAGCUUGGCUGUUUAUGGAGAAAAAUUUGUUUUUCGUCUGAACUCAAACUCUUUCUUAAUUAUCAUAAGGGGGGUUUAGUGUUAUUCAAGUAUCGAAGUUAAGUAAUUAGGAAUGUCUGAUUCCGAAGCUAGUAAUUAUUCUCAUAACGACCAAGCAUCUGACGCUGGUUCGGUUAGAUCCAGAAGUUCUAGAGGCAGUGACAGAUCGAGAGCGAGUAAAUCCUCAUCUAGAUCAAGAUCCAGGUCUCGUAGUAGGUCAGGAUCACGGUCUCCAAGUAGAAGUCGUUCGAGAAGUAGGAGCAGAUCAAGGCGCAGGUCACGCUCUGAGGAAGCAAAAGAAGUAUCCGAUCCGGAAGAUGUUCAAGAAGAAGAGGAACCAGAGGGGCAAAGUCUUCACGAUAGUGAAGAAUUUGAUUCUGAAGAAGAGGACAGUGAUGAAGGAGGAAGAUCUAAAAAAAGGAAAAAGAAAGACAGAUAUGGUGGAUUUAUUAUUGACGAAGCUGAGGUGGACGAUGAAGUGGAAGAUGAAGACGAAUGGGAAGAUGGAGCUCAAGAAAUCGGUAUAGUUUCCAACGAACUUGACGAGUUUGGACCCACAGCUAGAGAAAUAGAGGGCAGAAGGAGAGGCACAAAUCUAUGGGAUGCACAAAAAGAACACGAAAUUGAAGAAUAUUUACGCAAAAAAUAUGCAGACGAUGGGGCCGCAGCUAAACAUUUUGGCGAUGGAGGUGAAGAAAUGUCUGAUGAGAUCACUCAGCAGACUCUGUUGCCUGGCGUUAAGGAUCCAAACUUAUGGAUGGUUAAGUGUCGCAUCGGUGAAGAGAAAUCAACGUGUUUAUUGUUGAUGCGCAAAUUUCUCGCGUAUCAAAACACCAACAAGCCGUUGCAAAUUAAAUCAGUAAUAGCCCCCGAAGGGGUGAAAGGCUACAUUUAUAUUGAAGCGUACAAACAGCCUCAUGUAAAAUCAGCAAUUGAGAAUGUAGGUCAUUUAAGGAUGGGUAUUUGGAACCAGCAAAUGGUGCCGAUUAAGGAGAUGACAGAUGUGUUAAGGGUUGUCAAGGAACAGACAGGUUUGAAAUCGAAACAGUGGGUACGUCUUAAAAGGGGUCUAUAUAAAGAUGACAUUGCACAAGUUGAUUAUUUUGACAUGGCCCAAAAUCAAGUUCAUUUGAAAAUUUUGCCCAGAAUCGACUAUACGCGACUGAGAGGAGCGCUACGAACCAAUCAAUCGGAUGCGGAAUCCGACAAGCGAAAGAAAAAACGACGCCCAACGGCCAAGCCCUUUGAUCCAGAAGCUAUCAGAGCUAUAGGUGGAGAAGUAACGUCAGAUGGAGACUUUUUAAUAUUCGAAAGCAACAGAUAUUCCAGGAAGGGUUUUCUAUAUAAGAAUUUCACACUUAGUGCUGUUAUAAUUGAUGGAGUGAAACCGACUCUGGCGGAAUUGGAACGGUUCGAGGAACAGCCCGAGGGAAUUGAUUUGGAAUUGUCAGCUGAAAAGGAGGAUAAAAUUGUUAGUCAUUCGUUUAGCGCCGGUGAUAACGUGGCAGUAAGCGAGGGUGAAUUGAUCAACUUGCAAGGCAAAAUUAUAAGUAUCGAUGGGGCAAUGAUAACGGUUAUUCCUAAACACGCAGAUUUAAGGGAUCCUUUGGUAUUUCAAGCAUCUGAGCUAAAAAAAUAUUUCAAAAUGGGAGAUCACGUCAAGGUUUUAGCAGGUCGAUAUGAAGGAGACACAGGCCUGGUGGUACGCGUAGAAAACAACAGAGUCGUCUUAAUUUCCGAUCUUACCAUGCACGAAAUGGAAAUUCUGCCGAAAGACUUGCAGCUCUGCAGCGACAUGGCCAGUGGCGUAGACUCUCUUGGCAAAUUCGAAUGGGGCGAUCUGGUAAAUUUGGACGCUGAAACCGUUGGAGUUAUCGUUCGAUUGGAGAGGGAAAACUUUCAUGUGUUGAAUAUGCAUGGGAAAGUAGUAGAAUGUCGGCCGGGUUCGUUGCAAAAACGAAGAAUAAAUCGAUUUACUGCAGCGUUAGAUUCGUAUCGCAACAGUUUACAUAGGCGUGACAUGGUGAAGGUAAUCGAUGGUCCUCAUUCUGGAUUCUCUGGAGAAAUCAAACAUCUAUAUCGUAAUUUCGCAUUUCUUUACUCUGUUGAGUUUCUCCAAAACGGGGGUAUUUUCGUGUGCAAGACUAAACAUCUGCAAUUAGCCGGAGGUAACAAAGUUAUCGCCAGUGCGGAUAUGACGACCGGAAUGGAAUUUAUGAGUCCCAGAAGGAGUUCUCCGAUGCAUCCGUCCAGUGGUGGAGGCGGCGGAGGUGGUGGAGGUGGAGGUGGAGGUUUUGGAGGUCCACGUGGUCCAGGAGGAAGAGGCAAAGUUGUUCGCGACAGAGAUAUCAUAGGAAGUACCAUUAAAAUUACAAGGGGUCCGUACAAAGGAAAUAUCGGUAUUGUCAAGGACGCUACACAGAGCACGGCUAGAAUUGAACUACAUGCAUCAUGUCAAACUAUAUCCGUCGAUCGGAACAAUAUAGCCGAUGUGGGAACACCCGCGAAAGACGGUUCUAUAUCGAGUUACGGUCGUACCCCGGCUUACGCAGGCUCACAAACGCCGCUAUAUAGGGACACGGGCAACAAAACGCCUAUGUGCGAUUCUGGUUCGCGUACUCCAUUACAUUAUGGUUCGAUGACUCCUAUCCAUGACGGUUCCCGAACACCGAACGCUAGCUCUGAAUGGGAUCCUACUAUUUCCAAUACGUAUCCAUCGCCUGCUUAUAACCCCGGCACUCCCGGUAUGAAUGCGUUCACUCCACAAACACCUGGAGGUAUGAUCUAUGAUUCUUAUAGUCCGUAUCCUGCUGCAAGUCCAGGAUACCAGAGCGCAAUUUCUACACCAUCUCCAGCUACAGGUUAUGGACAAUCCCCAACUCUUAACAAUCCUUACAACACCCCGAGCUCGGGCUACAGUCCAAAUAAUCCGUACAAUCCGCAGACUCCCGGAGCAGGGCUAGACGUUUUACCAAUGACAGAUUGGCAUACUAUUGAUAUUGAGGUUAGGAUAAGGGAUAGCCACGACGAUGUCGGCCUGGUAGGACAAACUGGAAUAAUAAGAAGCAUUUCUGGAGCUAUGUGUUCCGUAUUUCUUCCGGAAGAAGAUAGAGUUGUAAAUAUUUUAGCAGAUCAUUUGGAUCCAGUUCGUCCUCAAAGGGGAGAUCAUUUUAAGGUUAUUAUUGGUGAGGAGCGAGAACAAAUCGGUGAGCUGCUAUCGAUUGAUGCGCACGAGGGAGUAGUUAAAAUAAAGAACGAUAUAACUAUGUUACCUCUGCAGAAUCUAUGUAAAAUUCGUAAAACUGACUAAAAUAUAUUAUGUACUAUAUUUACUUGAAAUAAACGCACGUUUAGGCGUUUCAGCAAACUUUUGGCUAAGUAAUAGUCUGUUAGCUUCUUGUUUUGAUUGAAGAAUUUUUAAAUGGUGCCCUGUAUAUUUUUCACAUAUAAUGUGAUUCCGAUAUUUUUUCUUCCUCCAAUAAAAAUUGUACAAGCAUUU